Ectocarpus sp. CCAP 1310/34 is the source of this 839-nucleotide messenger RNA. The record is from the annotation of a GenBank genome assembly. NCBI's taxonomy places the organism in Eukaryota, Phaeophyceae, Ectocarpales, Ectocarpaceae.
CUGCUCUCCGUGCAAGGAAGGAAGUCAAGACACUCACUGGCGGUGAACACAAAGGAGCAAGAUUGGCUGAAACCCCCUCCAGCGGCUGUCGCUAUCCGUAUCUACGUCAAAGCCGGAGCGUAGGAGCGCCAGUCAACAUGCUGCGUGGUUUGGACCAAAUGGCGACCCUUGACGGGAGGGUGGAAGACGUUUACGAGGUAGGCCAUGAGCUGGGGAAAGGAGCCUUCUCGGUGGUGAAGCACGGCAGGCAUCGAGAAACGGGCGAAAAUGUUGCAAUAAAAAUCAUCGCUGCAGCAACGUUCGAAGGCAACAAGCGAGCUCAGGAGGCGAUACGAGUGGAAGUCGAGGCGAUGCAGCGAAUACGAGAGCAGAUCAACAACCCGUCCUUGAUCGUGAUGAUCGGGGUGUUCAGCGACCCCUCCAAGGUGUCGAUCGUUCUCGAGGAGCUGAACGGUGAGGGAGGCUUCAUUACUAAUACAGUGAAAUACAGAGAGUAGCACCGCCAUAACUGCCUGCACCAUCGCACUUCACAACGAAUAUCACGGCGUUGUACGCGUCCUUUCUCUAAUUGAUCUAUAUCUCAUUUCUGUAUAUAUUUCUCUUCUGUGUUUCUCUUUGUUGUGCCCCGUAGACAAGCACGUAGCACGGACGUAAUACUUGUUUGGGCUUUGCACAAGCACGGGGCGUGACACCCCGUUCGGUGGUGGUGAACCGAAACAACCAGAUUAUUUCAUUGUCUUCGACCAGGGUAGGUCCACAAUCUAACCGUUGCGCCCGAACUUCGAAGCGCUCACAUGCAUUGAAGCCCGUCUGCGCGGGUAGCGGGUGGUAGUCAAGGC